This is a messenger RNA of Penicillium robsamsonii, 1209 nucleotides long. RefSeq lists its product as uncharacterized. The transcript is spliced from 3 exons. Bases 1 to 1209 code for a protein of 402 amino acids. The record is from RefSeq and is a predicted model, not a curated record. Lineage: Eukaryota; Fungi; Ascomycota; Eurotiomycetes; Eurotiales; Aspergillaceae.
AUGUCUGGAUCAAAUCCUUUUCGCGUUAGACAGGGCAACCCCGAUGCAUUGUCUACCAACACAAACACUUUUGCUCCUGUUUUGCCCUCGAAGCCUCUAUCCACCCCACCGAUAGCCCCGAAUCGCUAUGGGAAAUCGUCGGGAUCACUCGAACGCGAGAUAGAUGACUCGAGCUCCUCGGACGAAGAGAUAAACCCAUUCAAUCCGGUGUCUACGAGCGAGACCGAGGACGAAAUCAGUGGGAACAAGAGCCCAGCUCCCCGUGAAGAUGAUCGACCAGAGUAUUUUGGGUCAGCUCCACACCCAGCUCCAUCAACAGAUGGAUCCCCCAUAUCCCCCGACCACAACAUGCGGUGUAGACAGCUCCCAUGCACGUCCUACAGCACAGCUGUCUCCAGAGCUCAAUGCAAGCCCCCCGGCCGAGCGAAAGACAAGAAGCCUCCGCCUCCGCCUAAGAGUCAUCACGGCCGCAGAAUUGGCUCUACAGCCACCGCAGAAUCCUCCCAGACCCCCCGGUCCCGGUCCACUAAUCGCCUGUCAAUUCAUGGCUAUGGGAAUGUGACACCCGGCGCCUUGCAUCCCAGCUCGGUGUCUCUAUCAUCGGCCGACUAUUUCUCGGUCCCUGCGGGAGUGACAGGGUCAACGGACUCGCUCCAGCGCAGCCAGUCUCAGCAUAAGCGUCCUCCAACGCCCCCUCUCAGUCGACGGCACAGCCAGAUGCGAAGAUCCAAGUCUACACAGUCCAAAACUAGCAGUCGAUUAACUAUGUCCUACGACUCGGAGAGCAAUGAUAGCUCUCUGCCUCCCAGUCCGGGUCCUUCCAGUCGGGCGCUGGAAAACAAGAGAAUCAGCAUGCCUCCGCCAUCAUCGGGAGACUUCCAGGCGACUGCCCCGCUGGGAGAUAUAUCGUUGAACCUAUCCCCCCACACUAACUCCAGACCAUCAUCCCUGAAGGCUGGGCGGCGGGCAUCGUCCUAUGGAAGUGUAUCGGGUGUCUCUACUGGACCUCCUCCGCCUCCUCCGCCUCGACGCACCCGAGACCCCAUUACCCGUAGUGAUGUGAUGGGUUUCAAGGAGAAUCAGACGCAAGCCCCACCCCCAUCCACACAACCAUCCAAUGCUCUUGAUAUCCUGGCCGAUCUCACCAGACUUCAGAAAGAGGUGGAUGAUCUCCGGGGGCAUUAUGAGAACCGGAAAGUUAGUGAUUGA